This is a messenger RNA of Brachypodium distachyon (stiff brome), 686 nucleotides long. RefSeq lists its product as uncharacterized. The coding region runs from base 109 to 351 and encodes 80 amino acids. NCBI's taxonomy places the organism in Eukaryota, Viridiplantae, Streptophyta, Magnoliopsida, Poales, Poaceae. The transcript has 2 exons. The record is from RefSeq and is a predicted model, not a curated record.
CCAGCUCUCCACGCGCGACGGCAGCAUCGCACGGUCAGGCUCAGACCGCACCCGCGUCCCCGAUCUGGUUGAAUCCAACGAGCAGGAGCAGCAGCGGCGGCGGCGAAGAUGGGCGGCGACCAUGGCGGCGGAGGCGGCGACUUCCGGCAGAAGGUGUGGAGCAUGACAGGCGGGCCCUACUGCCGGCCCGUGCACUGGCGUCGCAACACCGCCAUCGCCAUGUUCGGCAUCUUCCUCGUCUGCAUCCCCAUCGCCAUGAAGUCGGCCGAGCUCGAGCAACGCCCGCAUCACCCAGUUAGGCCAAUCCCGUCUCAACUCUGGUGCAAAAACUUUGGCAAGAAGGAGUACUGAAGGAUGUACCAACUUGCUCGGAGAAGUCGUGUUCUUACCUUCUUUUGUCAUAAUCAGUGCUCAGCGAUCAAUGCUGGAAGAAGUAUGCCACCAUGAGCAUAUGCUAGAUGCUUUAUGUAACUCUUCUUCUGACUUCUGUUAUCACACACAAGGAGUGCCUGUUUGGAAUUCAAAUAAACUCUGCAUAAGCCUCUAUGGAUUUGCUUUAGGGUCUAAUGCUCUGGAUAUAGACAUUAUCUGUUGUCCCUUUCGGUAUCUUGUUGUAUUUGAAGGUUGCUGGUUUCUUGCAUUCCUGAAUCAACCUGAUUCCUGAAGUUAUGCCUUGAUUCGUUCCA